This is a messenger RNA of Myripristis murdjan (pinecone soldierfish), 1734 nucleotides long. It is a transcript of the gene ccdc13, whose product is annotated as coiled-coil domain containing 13. NCBI's taxonomy places the organism in Eukaryota, Metazoa, Chordata, Actinopteri, Holocentriformes, Holocentridae. Gene Ontology annotation, cellular component: centriolar satellite. Bases 196 to 1650 code for a protein of 484 amino acids. The transcript has 11 exons. The record is from RefSeq and is a predicted model, not a curated record. Gene Ontology annotation, biological process: cytoplasmic microtubule organization; non-motile cilium assembly.
GCGCUCAGGGCCAUCCCGCGAGAUUUACCACCUGCUGAGUCCUCUGGAGUGCCGUUUCUAUGGUUACGGCAGUCCUUUACGUGGUAACCGUUUCUUCACCUGUACAGCUUCUUAUUUGUCGACCAAGCUCCCGUUUGUGUAAAAGACAGUGUUUUCCUCAAGAUUUAACGAAUCGUGUACUACAAACUGUGCAUCAUGGAGGAUGAUGAUGGACUGAAUGAGCGCCUAAGGCUUCAGUUCCAGGCUCUGCAGCAACAUCAGGAGAAGUGCCUUCAGAAAAAGUUAGACAGGAGAAAGCAGAAGGAGCCGGAGAAGGUCGAUGCCGCUGUGACCCAGGAGGACUUGAAUCUGUCUGAACAAGGAGCUUCUCAGGCAGAUAAUCUCAAGGAAAGACUGCUGCAGAAUGAGAAUCAACAGUUGCUUGACCAGGUGAGAGAGCUCAAGGAUGAAAACGGCCGUCUCUUCAAGCUCCUGAAGGAAAAAGAUUUUGAAAUUAAAUACUUGCAGAAGAAAAGGGAGGAAGAACGCCUGGCCUUGGCAGGCACAUCAGGCUUGGCAGGGGAUGCAGCAGCUACCAAGAUUGUUGAGCUGUCAAAGAAGAAUAGAGAGUUAACUGCUGAAAUUGAACGAGAGAAGACGAAAUCUAAGCAAAUCAGCAACAGAAUCAAAGAGCUUGAGAAGCAGGCCGCGUCAGUGCCCUCUUCACUCGGUCAAAACACUGACACAAAAGCACACGACAAAAGGUCAUCUGAGGACUGUGAGGAAAUUCCAAUGACGAAAACUCUGCAGGAAAAAUUAGCUGCUGCCCAGUUCAAAAUGACCGAAUAUCGCAACCAAAUUCAAGCUGUCAAACAGGAGCUGAAGGUUGCCCACAAGGUUUUGGUCAGUGAGGUCGGAGAGGUCGACCUGCAGCAAAUACUGAGCUGCCCAGGCAGCUUCAGGGGUCGCUCUCAGCAGAUUCUGGCUCUUCAGACUAGGGUGCGGGACCUCGAGCAGCAGCUUAACCAAUCGGCUCAGCAGAUGCAGCCGAGCACCCUGAGCAUGGAGGAAGAGUUCCUGGGGGUCAAGGCUCUUCGGAAAACCCCUCCUCAAGGCAGGAAUGUCAGCUACAUCCGCACCAUUGAGAAGGAGAAGAGGGAGGCAUUUGAGAGGAUCUCAGCAGAUUAUGAGGCCCUCCUCAGAGACCAUGAGGAGGUGAAGAAGAAGCUGGAAGGCUCCAAGGCCAGGAACAAAACUCUGACCACAGAAAUCAAAUCCUUAAAGGUUCACAUUUCUACCCUCCAGGAAAAGGGUAGACAUGAUGAUGAACUUGUGGAUGCCCUACUGAAGCAGCAGACCCAGAUGCAGCAGAUGCUGCUCAGCCAGCAGCAAAAUGUGCAUGGCAAGGCGCCUCAGCAGAACCUGGGACAGCAGCUGAACAGUGAGCCUUCAGAGCUCCACGCUCUCAUCCAGAAGCUCCAGCAGAUGGUUACUGAGAAGGAUGCUAAGGUCAAAGAUCUGGGGAGGCAAAUCCAGCAGCUCUCCAUCAAGAGAGAGGAUGGGGGGAGUCAGUCCAACGCCAAGACAACAACUUGCAGUUCAGGACAUUCCCCAGAGGAGGGAGACAGUAACAAGAGAAUAACAUCUGCACGGUAUGUGAGUGUGUUGUGAUCAUGUUACAUGAUCAAAAUAUGGAUACUGAUGAUGUGUUCUCAUGGAACUGGAUAUUAACAGACAUUAAAUGGUUACUCAACA